AUGGUCUUGGCCCAAGCACCUAUCAUGAAAGCCUGGUUUUAUAUUACCUAUGAGAAGGAUCCUGUCUUGUACAUGUACCAGCUUCUAGAUGAUUAUAAAGAAGGAGACCUCCGUAUCAUGCCAGAGUCCAGUGAGUCUCCUCCAGCAGAGAGGGAGCCAGGAGGAGUUGUAGAUGGCCUGAUAGGUAAACAUGUGGAAUAUACCAAAGAAGAUGGCUCCAAACGGAUUGGCAUGGUCAUUCACCAAGUGGAAGCCAAACCCUCUGUGUAUUUCAUCAAGUUUGAUGAUGAUUUCCAUAUCUAUGUCUAUGAUUUGGUGAAAAAGUCCUAACUGUUAGGGUAAACUUUGCCACAUUUGUGAAAACAAACGUAUAAUUUGUAGACAUGCAAAAUAAUGUUGCUUUUCAGUGUAUUGAAAGCUUAAGGGUCCCUGUCAAUUCAACAUCUCUGCCAGCAUAACUGUUGUUUUGUUCUGAAAAAUACAAAUUUAUGUGGACAUGACAUGCUGUGUGUAAGGACUUUGUCAUGUUGAAAAGAUUGGGUGUGUUUGGUGGAUGGGGCAUGGAAGGAAGGGACAGCUGUAAAUACAGGCUGUGAUAAAGUUCAGCUAGUAUCAUAAUCAGUCAUCUGGAAUAGGACUUAGCUGGUCUAGUCUAGAGAGGGGGGAGGAGAAGGAACUAGAGAUGGGCUGUGGGGGGAGGGAGAAGGGGAGGUGACUGCAUAGGAAGAGGUGGGGCAGGGCCAGAAUUGGAGAGGAUCCCUGGGGGAGGGAUGACCUAAGAGAGAGGCACCCAACUGGGAGGGGGUGGAGAAUAACAGAGGGAGAGUGAGAACUUGGGACUUAGAGGAAGACAGACAGAAUGCCUUGAGUAGAGAGGGACACAAAGAAGCUUAGAAGAGGUCCAGAGCAAGGGGGGAGAAAGAAGUUGGCAGGAAUCUGGACGGGGGCUAAAGGAUACUCAAAGGGAGGGUCUAUACAUGAGUAAGGAGCCAGAAGGGGAGGAACAC
Molecule: messenger RNA, 1007 nt
Organism: Ailuropoda melanoleuca (giant panda)
Lineage: Eukaryota; Metazoa; Chordata; Mammalia; Carnivora; Ursidae
Product: spindlin-2
Exons: 1
Coding region: 1-330 (109 amino acids)
Biological process (GO): gamete generation
Source: RefSeq, a predicted model, not a curated record